AUGUAAUCAAUUCUCAUUAUAGUAUUCAGUCUAAUUCAAGUUCUUUGUUAAGAUAAAUUGCUUAUUGUCUAGGCCAUUUGGAGACACGGAGCAAGAAAUCCUUACUACUGCAAUUAUGAAUGCAAUCUAAAUGUAGCAAAAGGAGAUAGUGCAUAAUUAACACCAACUGGAAUGAGACAAUAAUAUGUAUUGGGAAAAUGGCUUAGAUAAAGAUAUAUCAUAGAUACUCCUUUUUUAACUCCAACUUUUAAUGAAAAUUAAAUAUACAUAGAAAGCUCAGAUUUUAAUAGGUAAUUAUAGACUCCUUAAAUUCUAGGACUCUAUAAAGUGCCAAUUGUAAUUUAUAAGGUAUGUAUCCAGAAGGACCUAAUGUAAUUCAUUUCGUUGAUUAAAAUCUUUCAUUACUUUUACCUCCUAAUAAGGGAGCUUUCACUCCUCCAGGAAUAGGAGAUAAUGCCUUGCCCAACAAGAUUUAAUUAAUACCUAUACAUACAAAACAAAAAGAAAUAGACUACGCUCUUGCUAUGUCUUGCCCAAACGGUCCUGAUAUAGUUGCCUAGAACCUAUAAACAAACUUAUAUAAAGAGGUUAAUGAAGCUUCUGCAAAAUUAUACAAAGACUUUAAUGAAUAGCUAAAAUUAACUGGAGAUAACUAAGUGAAUGAUUUCAUUAACCUCUCCAAUUAUAGAGAUACCCUUAUUUGUAAUAGAUACAAUGGAGAUAAAAUGCCUGAAGAUUUGAAAACUGAAACAUUAUAAUAAAUUGAUGAUAUUGCCAAUUUAGCAUUUAGUCUUGAAAAAUUCUAAACACCAGAGUAUCUUAUUUUCAAAAUUUAAUAAUAGAUAAGUUAAACUUUAUUCAACUCCUUACUUCAAAUAAGUAAUUGAUCGUUUUGAUACUUUUUUGAAUGGAACUUCAAAUAUUAAAUAUUAUGGAUCAUCCUCUCAUGAUUCUACUAUUUUAGCCACAUUAUCCGGUCUUAAUUUAACCAGUGCCUAAUGUUAAGCUGAUGUAUAUCUAUAAAAAAAUCUUACACAGGAAAAUUGUAUCACAAAAGUAUUAUAUUUUUUGAUUUUUAGUAUGUUGAAUUUGCAUACAAUAUCAUUUUUGAACUCUAUAAUAAUUCAAUCACAGGACCGUAUGUUAAAGUAUUAUAUAAUGGUGAAUAUAUGCCACUUUGUUCAAGCGGAGAUUAGACUUGUAAAUAUUCAACUUUACGGUCCAAAUUAAUGGCAUAAUAAGUUGAUUAUUAAAGAGAAUGUGGAAUAGUUUAAGAUAAUGAAAUCCUUGUAAAAUUAUGAUUUUAUUUCUAUUGAUCAGGUUUAUGAGGAAACUCCUGUUUGGGUUUUAACAUUUUUCAUCAUUUUUUUGCUUUUAUUGGUUGCUGGAUUAGGAAUAAUCAUAAUAAUUAAAAAAAAGUUGGCAGAAUUAGAAUGA
Molecule: messenger RNA, 1437 nt
Organism: Paramecium pentaurelia
Lineage: Eukaryota; Ciliophora; Oligohymenophorea; Peniculida; Parameciidae
Source: the annotation of a GenBank genome assembly